UCAAAAACUGUUCUUUUCCCAUUUCCUUAUUAAUUAAAAUAUUAAAUAAUAUAUUCUAUUACUUUUGCCUCCAGUAAGGUGAAAAGGAAGGAAGGGGCACAAAAUCAAAAUGAAACAUUGAAUUUCAAAAUCUGAUAAUGGUAACAAUACUAUAUAGGAUUUGCAUUAACGUGUUCUUCUUCGAAGGGGAAGAAGAAGACGAAGAAGAGAAGGGUUGCGAUUGCAACUGCAUUUUGUUACGCUCCAAAAUUCAAUUUCGUCAUUAACCUAGCUUCCGCCCAGGUUUUAUGUUUGACGGAAGAGUUCAAUCAAAUGAGUUUAACCAUGAUAGAUUUAGGAAUUUCAUUUCUGAGGUUGAUCACCAGCCCUGAUGCUUCCGGUGCAUCUAUUAUUGGAUGGCUCAUCACUGGAUCAUUUGGACUGAUGGCAGUCGUAUACGCUGUUCUCAAGUGGCAGCGUAGGUCCUCGUUGAAUUGGAUUAAAGCUGCAGCAAGAGAGAAGAAGAAAGUUUGGAAAAAGUUUAAAGUACCACUGUCUGGUCAUUCUUGGGUUGAAGAUUUCACUUACAGGGAACAACCCUCCACUUGUUGUUUCUGCUUGACUUCUCUUUGGCCUUCCCAAAAUCUAGGUACAACAGCCUCACCACAUACCCCUCUCCAUCGUUGCUCUGUUUGUGGUGUCGCUGCUCAUUUCCUUUGUUCACAGUUUGCAGCAAAGGAUUGCAAAUGUGUUGCUCAGGCUGGUUUUGGCCAUAUUCGACACCACUGGUCAGAAAGAUGGGUUAAUGUGUAUGAAAAUCACGAGAUGUCUGCAUUCUGUUUUUACUGUGAUGAACCAUGCGGUGUUCCCUUUGUUAAAGCUUCUCCAACAUGGCAUUGCCAGUGGUGUCAGCGCCUCAUUCAUGUGAAAUGUCAUAACAAAUUGACUAAAGAUUCUGGUGACUUUUGUGAUUUGGGUCCCUUGAGGCGAAUUAUUCUUUCCCCUCUUUGUGUCAAAGAAGUUGAUGAGGAUCUAAAAGGAGGAGGACGGCUAAGUUCUAUUAUAAGCUCUUCUGUUAAUGGCCAGAUUAGAAAGCGGCGUAACCGCAAUAGACAUGGAGGUGGUUACAAUGCUAAUGGUAAAUCACGUGGUUCCUCAGGUACUGAUGCAACGCUUUUUGACUAUGUGUUGAAUGGUUUCGGCUGGAAUAAGUCCAGUAAUGAAAAGUUUUCUGAUCAAUUGAAUAAUGGUAGAGUAUUAGGAAACAGUUCAAUUUCUACCCAUAGCCACUUCAAGAAAUACACACUAGUUGAUUUGCCACAAGAUGCAAGCCCACUUUUGAUCUUCAUAAAUGCCAGGAGUGGUGGUCAGCUUGGGCAUUCUCUUCAUAGGAGAUUGAAUAUGCUAUUAAAUCCUGUUCAGAUCUUUGAAUUGACUGCUUCUCAGGGCCCUGAAGUGGGCCUGGAAUUCUUCAAAAGUGUACGAUAUUUUAGAGUACUGGUAUGUGGUGGGGAUGGCACAGUUGCAUGGGUCCUUGAUGCUAUAGAAAGACGCAGUUAUGAGUCACCUCCACCAGUGGCAAUUCUUCCCCUUGGCACUGGAAAUGAUUUGUCCAGGGUACUGAAUUGGGGAAAAGGCUUCUCUACCCUUGAUGGAGAAGGCGGAUUGCCCAUGCUUUUGCAUGAUGACAUUAGCAAUGCAGCAGUCACUAUGCUAGAUCGAUGGAAAGUUAAAAUCUCAGAAGAAAGCUCUGAAGGAAAAUCACAUAAAGUGAAAACUAAAUCCAUGAUGAACUAUCUAGGCAUUGGAUGUGAUGCAAAGGUUGCAUAUAAAUUUCAUGUUACUCGACAAAUAAGUCCUGAAAAGUUUUGUAGUCAGUUUUUGAAUAAACUGCGAUAUGCAAAAGAGGGAGCGAGAGAUAUUAUGGACAGAACUUGUGCUGACUUGCCAUGGCAAGUAUGGCUUGAAGUUGACGGGAGAGACAUUGAGAUUCCCAAGGAUUCGGAGGGCUUAAUUGUGCUCAAUAUCGGGAGCUAUAUGGGUGGAGUAGAUCUUUGGCAAAAUGGUUAUGAGCAUGAUGAUGAUUUUAGUCUGCAAUCCAUGCAUGAUAAAAUGCUGGAGGUGGUAUGUGUUUGUGGAGCAUGGCACCUGGGAAAACUUCAGGUUGGACUUUCACAAGCAAGAAGGCUUGCUCAAGGUAAAGUCAUCACGAUACACUGUUCCAGUCCUUUCCCGGUUCAAAUCGACGGGGAGCCAUUUAUCCUACAACCAGGAUUCUUGGAAAUUACUCAUCGCGGACAGGCAUUCACGAUGAGGAAGACUUCAGAAAAUGAACCUAAAGGAAGAGCAGCUGCAAUUAUGACAGAGGUAUUACUAGAUGCCGAGUGCAAGGGAAUUAUUAAUGCAUCUCAGAAGAAAGUUCUUCUCCAGGAUAUGGCCAUCAAUCUUUCAUAAAGAUCCAUCUCAGGCUCAGCACGCAUUAUACAUAGUUGCACAUACACCCUAUACGUGGGUUUUUGGCUGUUUUGUCUUCUAAUUCUUUUCAUAGCACCAUUUUUGGUAAUAUAUUGGAAAUAGAGACAGAAAGAUUAGCUCUACCAAGUGAUAAAUUUAGUAAGAGUGAAAAAUGUGCGGCGGCAUCAUUUAGGUUUCCGUUUAUUGUUUGCGUUGCGUCUAACCCCACGCUCUGUAUAUUGUAACCCGGCAAAAUAUCAUUUUAUCAAAUCCUUGUUGUUACCAUUGUGUUAUAACAUUUUUUUUAUCAA
Vigna unguiculata (cowpea) is the source of this 2744-nucleotide messenger RNA. RefSeq names its product diacylglycerol kinase 2 (gene DGK2). Gene Ontology annotation, cellular component: membrane. NCBI's taxonomy places the organism in Eukaryota, Viridiplantae, Streptophyta, Magnoliopsida, Fabales, Fabaceae. Gene Ontology annotation, molecular function: ATP-dependent diacylglycerol kinase activity. Gene Ontology annotation, biological process: phospholipase C-activating G protein-coupled receptor signaling pathway. The record is from RefSeq and is a predicted model, not a curated record.